Messenger RNA from Geodia barretti, 276 nucleotides. The record is from the annotation of a GenBank genome assembly. Lineage: Eukaryota; Metazoa; Porifera; Demospongiae; Tetractinellida; Geodiidae.
ACCAGUAUGCCAAGUGGCAGAAGGUUUUUUCAGUGCCACAAACAUUUUUCUUCUCCCAGUAAUACUUCGGUGAUUCUCUUUGGCUAUAGUUCUUGCAGAAGAGAGCUCUACCAUAGGUUUUUAUACCACUCGACUUCUCCCCCAAGAUGCUCAGCUAGGAGUGUGCCAUAAGAUCUUGUAUCUCUAGUACUGUGUUUACAGUUUUUGACUGCAGAGCGGAAGCCGAGAGUUUGGUUAAUCUCACGCAAUGCUUGUUGUCUCACCCUCACGCAAUGU